UUGGCUCAGCCAUCACCUUUCCAUUUCAUUUAAAGGCAGCACAUGACAUAGUUCUCUAUAAGAUCUGCAAGUGAGGGGGAAAUAUACCUUAAAAGCAAGCUGCAAUGGAUUUGUUUCAGUUGCAAAGGCGGUUGGUUGACUAUAGAGCCUCACUCUAUCAUGAGGAUUUUCUGGAUGAACAAUUCUCCCAACUUCAAGACCUUCAAGAUGAGAAUAACCCAGAUUUUGUGGUUGAAGUGGUGACCCUUUUCUUUGAAGAUUCUGAAAGGCUUCUCAAUGAACUCGCUAAAGCUCUAGAGCAGCCAAUCAUAGAUUUCAAAAGGGUUGAUGCUCAUGUUCACCAGUUCAAAGGUAGUAGCUCCAGCAUUGGUGCUCAGAGAGUUCAGAAAGCCUGCAUUGCGUUCCGCAACUACUGCGAGGAGCAGAAUGUCGAAGGGUGUCUUAAAUGUCUGCAACAACUGAGGCAUGAGUAUUCUCUUGUGAAAACCAAGCUUGAAUCUAUGUUCCAGCUUGAACAACAGAUCUUGUCUGCUGGAGGUUCAAUUCCUAUGUAAUAGUCGGCUUCAAAGAGACAUAUAAAUCUGCAGAGAAAGAACAUGGGACCAAAUAUGAUAUUUUGGCAUUGUAGAAAAAUUUGUUUUCUUUAUCUUUUUUGUUUUUCAAUUAUUGUAUCAUAUCUCCAGUGUGUGAGCAAUGACAAAGAAUGUGAAUAAAACCCUUCCGUCUGUUUC
Molecule: messenger RNA, 731 nt
Organism: Hibiscus syriacus
Lineage: Eukaryota; Viridiplantae; Streptophyta; Magnoliopsida; Malvales; Malvaceae
Product: histidine-containing phosphotransfer protein 1-like
Exons: 7
Coding region: 105-554 (149 amino acids)
Biological process (GO): phosphorylation; phosphorelay signal transduction system; cytokinin-activated signaling pathway
Cellular component (GO): nucleus; cytoplasm
Molecular function (GO): protein histidine kinase binding; histidine phosphotransfer kinase activity
Source: RefSeq, a predicted model, not a curated record